Abrus precatorius (Indian licorice) is the source of this 393-nucleotide messenger RNA. RefSeq names its product 40S ribosomal protein S15a-5-like. The transcript is spliced from 3 exons. Gene Ontology annotation, biological process: translation. Gene Ontology annotation, molecular function: structural constituent of ribosome. The record is from RefSeq and is a predicted model, not a curated record. Gene Ontology annotation, cellular component: ribosome; cytosolic small ribosomal subunit. NCBI's taxonomy places the organism in Eukaryota, Viridiplantae, Streptophyta, Magnoliopsida, Fabales, Fabaceae. Bases 1 to 393 code for a protein of 130 amino acids.
AUGGGGAGAAGGAUUCUGAAUGAUGCUUUGAGGAGUAUGGUGAAUGCAGAGAGGAGAGGGAAAGCUACGGUGGAGCUCAACCCCAUCUCCGGUGUUAUCUCUUCCUUUCUUAGCAUCAUGAAACACCGAGGAUAUAUCAAGGAUUUUCAAGUGUAUGAUCCGCAUAGAGUGGGGAGAAUAACAGUGGAAUUACAAGGUAGGAUUAAUGAUUGCAAGGCCCUUACGCAUCGACAAGACAUCAAGGCAAGGGAUAUUGAAACCUACAGAUUGCAUACUCUUCCAACACAUCAGGUUCUCCUUCUCUCUUUGCAGUGGGGUUAUGUUGUGAUUACAACUCCUGAUGGUGUUUUGGAUCAUGAAGAGGCCAUUAGAAGAAAUGUAGAAGAAAUAUAG